AUGGGUGAGGUCCAUAGCAGCCGUAAAGAGGUGCUUGUAGUGGCUACAUGUUCACAUCAUUCCACAAUGACAGGGGCUGAGAUUAACCAUAGCAUUAGGGUUAAAUUACGUCAAAAAAAAGGUUCAGGCAGGUCACGCAAAGACCGGCAUGUGUCGUGUGUUGACCUUGGUCCAGGACAAUAUGAAGGUUGGCUUGAGAAGAAGACUGACACACGGUUUGGUACAAAAUGGAGUCGGGUUUGGUGUGUGCUAAAAGACUUUGUCUUCUAUUACUACAAGAGUAAGAAGGAUUUGAAAGCCAAAGGUAUGAUAUGUUUAGUUGGCUAUGAAGUGACUAGUGAGGAAGGCAAGAAACCAAAGUAUGUAUUCAUUUGUUCUUUUAACUUUUACCCUCCAUCAUCCCACCCACACCCUAUACGAUCAUAAACUCUGCUUUUCCCCACGCCAAUGAACUGUUCCCACACACUCAAUCUGCAUAAACUUUUGCUCUCCUAACAUUAUCAAGUACUAUCCUAAGUUUCAUGCUUUGAUCACUGUUUUGCAACCUUCAUCCUUUAUCAACUUUUUAAUUCUUUAAUUCACCUCAGUUUGUACCCUCCUUCAUUUUCUGUUCCUGACCUUUCACUAUCCUAACCCAUGAA
This is a messenger RNA of Anneissia japonica, 641 nucleotides long. RefSeq names its product connector enhancer of kinase suppressor of ras 2-like. The record is from RefSeq and is a predicted model, not a curated record. The transcript is spliced from 3 exons. Bases 1 to 426 code for a protein of 141 amino acids. NCBI's taxonomy places the organism in Eukaryota, Metazoa, Echinodermata, Crinoidea, Comatulida, Comatulidae.